AUGGUGAGACGGCGAGCGAAGGCGGCCAGGGGACGACGUGGGGCACGUGCGCUGCCGGCGAAAGCCGUCAGCUCUGAUGGCAGGCUGGCAUCACCGCGGUCAAUGAGGACCACGGCUGGCCUCGGUCGGAGCGAGCAGUGCAGGCUGGCGCUGUGUGGCGCAUCGGGGGCUGACAACGCGAGCCAGGGGGCGAUCUCAUGGUGGUGCGUGCCAGCUGAGUCGAGGGCGCCCGCAGCAAUAUGGUCUACUGAAAAUGAACCAGGGACUCACCUUCUGGUACUGGACGCGACGGGGCGUCGGGACCCACGAAGAGAGGCAGCGUCUCCUGACGCUGCGUCGACGGCUGCUGAGUGGGCGCCGGACAAGGCGCUGCGGUGUCAGACUCCUUGGGGGUGCCCAAGGAAAGCGGCUGCAGGACAGGCUGCACAGCCACCGCUUGGGAAGGCGGCCCGUCUGAGGGGUCGACGUCCAUCAGCUCCGAAGGCGGUGGCGACUGAAGAGGGACCGCAGGCGCCGGAGCGACCACCUGGGGCGCUCCCGGAUGAAGCUGCGCGGGAGGCAUCAACGGGACGGGCUGUCGGCGUGGUAGCGGCGACGGCUGCUGCUGCUGCCCUGGGGCCGGCAGCGAAGUCGGAAGGCGCGGCUGGAACCCGCCGCGGACCAAAUCUGUGGACAAAGAACGAGCGGCAGAAUCCGGGCGGCUAG
Schistocerca americana (American grasshopper) is the source of this 705-nucleotide messenger RNA. RefSeq names its product testis-specific gene A8 protein-like. NCBI's taxonomy places the organism in Eukaryota, Metazoa, Arthropoda, Insecta, Orthoptera, Acrididae. The record is from RefSeq and is a predicted model, not a curated record. Bases 1 to 705 code for a protein of 234 amino acids. The transcript is spliced from 2 exons.